Astyanax mexicanus (Mexican tetra) is the source of this 2189-nucleotide messenger RNA. It is a transcript of the gene skap1, whose product is annotated as src kinase associated phosphoprotein 1. The transcript is spliced from 12 exons. Gene Ontology annotation, cellular component: cytoplasm; plasma membrane. The coding region runs from base 345 to 1481 and encodes 378 amino acids. NCBI's taxonomy places the organism in Eukaryota, Metazoa, Chordata, Actinopteri, Characiformes, Acestrorhamphidae. The record is from RefSeq and is a predicted model, not a curated record. Gene Ontology annotation, molecular function: protein binding.
CUACAAGAAGAAGGUUGUAUUAACAAUAUGUGGAUUCCUCUGCUGUGCAUAAUGCUUUUUAACGCUAGGCCCACUCUUGUUCCACUGACUCUCACAUUUGUUUAACCAAACUAGUUUCAGUUUCACAACACAGAUAAAGUGCUGUGUUCUUCCUUCCUACACUCGCACACUCUGUAAAAGAACGUGGAUGUCUAACAUUGCUUCACUUACAGCGUUAGUGAGAGUUUUGUAUAGAGGACGUUCACUAUCAGAAGUACUUUAAAAGAAGACCUCAGAAAACAUAGAGAAUAGUAAAAGGCAGGACCAACGGACGCUCACAGUGGAUUCUUAAAUUCAUAGAACUAAUGGGGACAAUUUCUGGUGACAUCAGAAGACUUCUUGAAGAUUGUGAACUGUUUGUUUCAAACAUUCUGCAAGAUGAGAACCUCAGUGAGCAUGCUCGUGAAACAAGGGAAAUUCUACUGAACAACUUUCGAGUUGUCCACAACAAAAAUCCGCAGGAAUUUCCCUACAGAUCUGAGUUCAGAAAUGAUGACAGUUCAGACGACAACCACAGCUCUAGCCUGGGACGCUCUGCUCCAUCUGAUGAUCUGUCUGUGGCCUCGGACUACCAGGAGGAUGCUGCACCAGAAUAUUUUGGAGAGAUUCCCACAGUGGCAGCACAAGACCUGAGUAACAUUCUAAAGCAAGGAUACCUGGAGAAGAAAAGACGUGAUCACAGUUUCUUCAGCAUGGAGUGGCAGAAAAGGUGGUGUGUCCUGAACAACACCAUAUUCUAUUACUUUGGGAGUGAGAAAGACAAACAGCAGAAAGGCUCCUUUUUCAUUAAUGGCUACAGUGCUGAGCUGGUAUCUAACUUGCGAAAAGACUCCAGGAAAAGCUGCUGCUUUGAGAUGAGUGCUCCGGGAAGACGGUCUUACCAGUUCACAGCCAGCAGUAAUCGUGAGGCCAGAGAAUGGGUGGAUCAGAUCAAUUUUGUCCUAAAAGACUUGAGCUCCAGCUUCAUCCCCUUUGAUGAUGAUGAAGAAGAGGAAGAAGAGGAGGAAGAGGAGACAUAUGAUGACAUUGAGAGAGCGGAGACUCCAACACUGCGUUCCGGCCCAGUCUCUGCAGCCCAGCCUGCAACACCAUCAGCCAGUGCGCCUGAAGAUAGGAGGGACAGGACAGUGGCAGCUGCAGAAGAAGAUGAAGAAGAGGAAGAGGAUAUAUAUGAAGUACUGCCAGAGGAUGACCUCUCAGACCACUCUGAGGAGGGCUGUGACAGGAGCCAAAAAACAGACCCCUCAUCAGAUUAUGCCAAUUAUUAUCAAGGCCUGUGGGACUGUGAAGCAGAAGGGCCUGAUGAGUUGGCGUUUCACAGAGGAGAUGUCAUUUACAUUCUUAGCAAGGAGUAUAACAUCCAUGGCUGGUGGGUUGGAGAACUGGAUGGCGAUAUUGGAAUUGUACCCAAAGAAUUCCUACACCCUGCAUACAUUCUUUAGACCUGCAAAAAUGAUUUAAACUACUUCUAAUGACACAAGAAUUUGCUUUACAGUUGUCAGACAGACAGCUGUCAGGUAAAAAUCACCACAGAGAUUUAUUUGCUGUCUAAUUUGUUCUGCCUGGGUUAUAUACCAUGCUUUCCUCCAAGCCACUUCUCAUUACUUACCGUUAAGCAAGUGUACUUGUGCUACAUAUAAAAAUAUUAAUAAACUGAGAAUGUAUACUGAGCUGGUUUAUAAGGUACGUGAAGAACUAGAAGGUAUUAUAUGCGAACAAACUCUUCCCAAUGAUGACACCUGCUGAAUGAAAGUGUAACUACAGGGGAAAUGUAGAGGCCUCAUGUUUAGUAUCAUUUUUGGCAUGAUGUUUUUUAAAUGUAGUAAAUUUUGACACAAAGUUUGUCGUAUUUUAUUUUAUUUUUUUGCAUUCUGUGCUCUUUAAACAUGAGUCGAAAUUUUCCCCGAAAUUUUCACUACCUUUUUUCUGCUCUCUGUGUUUUUUGUUUUUUUUUUAAUUUCCCUUCUCCACAGUUAUUGGACCCAGAAAGCAAAAGGACGUUAAAUCAACGUUCAUUUUUCCAUCGCAAAUGCAUUGAAACAACGUUGACUGAAGAACUGAUUUAUUUGUGCACACCCAGGUUAUGUUUCAAUGUUUCAACGGUUUUGUAUGAAUGCUUUGUAUUAAACUUUAAGUGUAUUAAAUAUGCA